Messenger RNA from Carassius auratus (goldfish), 733 nucleotides. Its product is annotated as CD209 antigen-like protein C. The transcript is spliced from 4 exons. NCBI's taxonomy places the organism in Eukaryota, Metazoa, Chordata, Actinopteri, Cypriniformes, Cyprinidae. Bases 65 to 718 code for a protein of 217 amino acids. The record is from RefSeq and is a predicted model, not a curated record.
AACUAGUGUUAGAUUACUGACACUGAAACUUUCAGAAAGUGGACAAAAAUACAGAAAAGGGAAAAUGAAGAGAGAACAUGGGAAAAGCAUCAAUGAUAUCUGUGAAAAUGACAUUGUUACAAAAGGAACAUCUGGAAAAAGGACCACAGACAGUCACACAACGAGAAUCCAGUCAUCUGAACUCACAGGAAGUGAUGGUGUGAUGAUCAGAAGGUCCAGAGCAGCUGCAGUAGUGUUUGUGCUGCUGUGUGUUCUUCUGCUGACUGCACGCAUUAUACUGUGUGCCACCUUCACUCAAGAGAGACAAGAGCUGCUAACUAUGAUCACCAACCUCACAGAAGAGAGAGACCAGCUACUAACCAACAAUAUGAAGCUCACAGAAGAAAGACGACAGCUGCAGACUAAGAUCACCAACCUCACAGAAGAGAGAGACCAGCUGAAAUCAGAAAGAAAUGAUCUUCAGAAGAAGUUUGCAGAUGGAUGGAGGUGCCAUCAAUCCAGUCUUUACUUCUUUUCCUUUGAGAGGAAGAACUGGACUGAGAGCAGAAAUGACUGUACAGAGAGAGCAGCAGAUCUGAUCAUCAUCAACAACAGAGAGGAACAAGAUUUUGUGAAGAUCAUUACUGAUAGUUUUGGUCAUUUCUGGAUUGGUUUGACUGAUAUUGAAGAGGAGGGCAGAUGGAAAUGGGUUGAUGGCAGCACACCGACCUCUGGGUGAGAAAUCACUGAACUG